GACAGAGGGAGCGAGAGGGAGACCGACUGAGAGAUUUUCAGAGUGAGUCACAAACUAGACUGCCAAGCCUGGAUCUGCUCAGCCCAGGAUUUCAUGUCAAGCGUCUCCCAGUAAGGGGAGGAUACACUCAGUCCUGAGGACGGAAGGGUAUGACCAGCCACACAGAGUGCACCAGCCAGAAGUUUAGUCUGCAGGAAUGAUAUGACACGGCCCUGCAGCUUUGGAAGUAAAGGUCUGAUUCUGACAUCCAUUUGUGGCAUUUCUCCUUCAUUCUGAAAGUUAAACUUUUUUGAACUGUUUCGUUCUGCAUUUUACUUUAAUGCUCACCAUUAUUUUGGAGAUCCUGUCAUUAGGAGAAAUACGCUCAUUGUUAGAGGCAUGUCCUAAACUAAAAAGCUCUCCAGGGAAUCACUUCCUUAUCCAAGCUGUGGAUCUGUGGACUCCAUUUUGAAUCGCUCUUUAAACUCUUUUUGCUAAGCAAUCUCUGCUCACUUAAAUCCUGAAAAGCUACAAAACCCUUGCACUUCCAGAAAAAAAUGGCAGAAGUUACAAGUGUAGCAUGCAAAUCCUGCAGUGUGCUGACCUGGGAUCAAGUGAGCCGUUUGAAUGAGGUCCUUACAGAGGCUGUUCCUGUUCACGGUCGAGGUAACUUCCCAACGUUAGAGGUGAGACUGAGAGAUAUCAUCCAAAUUGUCCGAAACAGACUUGGGGAGCAAGGUGUUCAAGUUAAGGAUAUCCGUUUAAAUGGCUCCACUGCAAGCCAUGUUUUGGUGCCGGACAAUGGCUGGAGUUACAAGGACUUGGAUCUAAUAUUUCGAGUGGAUCUUCAGAGUGAGGCAAUAUUCCAGCUGAUCAAGGAUGUUGUUUUGGAGACACUCUUGGAUUUUUUGCCAGAAGGGGUUAAUAAGGAAAAGAUUACCCCCAUGACUCUGAAAGAGGCCUAUGUUCAGAAACUGGUAAAAGUUUACACUGAGCAGGACCGAUGGAGUUUGAUUUCUCUUUCAAACAACAAUGGUAGAAAUGUAGAACUGAAGUUUGUUGACUCAAUCAGACGUCAGUUUGAGUUCAGUGUAGAUUCUUUUCAAAUUGUUCUUGACUCCUUGCUGUUUUACUAUGACUGCUCACAGAAUCCCAUGUCUGAGCACUUCCAUCCAACUGUUGUCGGAGAAAGCGUGUAUGGUGACUUUGAUGUUGCUUUGCACCACUUGAAAAAUAAGCUCAUAACUACAAAGAAUCCAGAAGAAAUUCGGGGAGGUGGGCUUCUUAAGUAUUGCAAUCUGCUGGUUAGAGAUUUCAAACCUGCAGAUGAGGAUGAAAUCAAAGCUUUGGAGAGGUACAUGUGCUCAAGGUUUUUCAUAGACUUCCCUGAUAUUGUGGAGCAGCAGCACAAACUGGAGUCUUACCUCCACAGUCAUUUUGUUGGUGAGGAAAAAAGUAAAUAUGAUUAUCUGAUGAUCCUUCGCAGGGUGGUCAAUGAGAGCACAGUGUGCCUCAUGGGACACGAGAGGCGGCAAACUCUUCAUUUGAUUUCCCUUAUUGCGGUCCGUGUCCUGGCAGAGCAAAAUGCAAUACCCGAUGCAUCGAGUGUUACAUGCUAUUACCAGCCAGCUCCCUACGUGAGAGACUUAAACUUCAGCAACUACUAUGUAGCCUCCUGCAAUCAUUCGUACCCAACUUGGUUGCCCUGUAACUAAAAGAUUAUGUGACAGAGGUUCAAGAACUUUUUUUUCCUUUUAUUUUUUUGCUCUCACUUGAACUGAAAGUGGACAGAAGCACUUGAAUGUUUUGGGGGUAAUGUAGGUAAUUUUUUAUAAGCUUUUGUCAAGGGAGCAUGUGGUUGGGUGGCAGGGUAGUUGUAUACUAUAUAGUUCUUGGACCCAAACGCUGUCGGCACUUUUUAUGUCUUUCCAUAUUCUAUGAAUAUAGUCUCCUGCUCCACUUAAACACUUUUUUUUUUUUUUUUGUUGGGAAGAUUUAAAAAGUAGGUAUAGAAUUAAACAAAUUAAAAAGGGUGGGGGGGGGUGUUGAUUGGAAGUAUUCUAGACAUGUUUACAUUAAAAUUUUUGUUAAAUAUUGAAAGUAAUUAAACCAAAAAGGCAAAAAUUGUGUGGGGGGGGGUGUAUGUUGCACACAGACUAUUGCACAAUGUGGUUUGUAUUUGUAUAUUUGGUUGGAAUUUCAUAUUCUAUAUGAAGGUCAUUGUGCCCGUAUUGGGACAAAAAAUUUCCGGCCUUGCUUUACAACCUUAUUGGGUUAGUGUUGGGGGUUUGCUUAUUUUGCACUUCAUGUCUGAGCUCCUGCUUUAGGAAUGUUUGUAAAUGUUAGAGCAAAGGGGUAUUUUUUCCCCUCCUUUGUUUAAAGUAUGUUAAAAAAAAAAAAAAA
Molecule: messenger RNA, 2382 nt
Organism: Polypterus senegalus (gray bichir)
Lineage: Eukaryota; Metazoa; Chordata; Cladistia; Polypteriformes; Polypteridae
Gene: tent5c
Product: terminal nucleotidyltransferase 5C
Exons: 3
Coding region: 537-1694 (385 amino acids)
Biological process (GO): mRNA stabilization
Molecular function (GO): RNA binding; poly(A) RNA polymerase activity
Source: RefSeq, a predicted model, not a curated record